Neurospora tetrasperma FGSC 2508 is the source of this 2967-nucleotide messenger RNA. RefSeq lists its product as uncharacterized. NCBI's taxonomy places the organism in Eukaryota, Fungi, Ascomycota, Sordariomycetes, Sordariales, Sordariaceae. Gene Ontology annotation, cellular component: TRAPPIII protein complex; phagophore assembly site; cytoplasmic vesicle. The record is from RefSeq and is a predicted model, not a curated record. Bases 1 to 2556 code for a protein of 851 amino acids. The transcript has 3 exons. Gene Ontology annotation, biological process: endoplasmic reticulum to Golgi vesicle-mediated transport; protein localization to phagophore assembly site.
AUGGCUAAUGAUGAGCCACCGUCUCCCGAAGCCCAACCGACCACGCCUGUCCGCGAACGCCGAACGAACCCCUCGGCUGCCUCCCUGUUCAGGUCGACACUUACACCACCGGGCUCCCGCUCCGGGUCACCAGCACCCAUGGGGUCCCCAGCCCGCAGCCUGACCGGCUCCGUCUUUGGCAGCGGCGGCUUCAAGCAAUCUCUCCUCGACACCGCGGCCGCCGAGAACCCGGGCGAUCCUCUCAACCUGAUCCUCAAGAGCUUCGUCCCCCACAUUGCUAUCCAUGACUCGCAAGAUGUCGAACAUUUGGUCAAGGAAAAGGGCUUCAAAGGAGGUCUGUUUGAGCUGCUCCGCCCGUUCGGAGAGCGCGUUCAGGGAAGGGUUACCAUUCGCGACAGCAACGGGGCAUCGCGCACGUGGGACGACUUCUCAGUCCGAUUUACACGGUUCGGCGAAGCGGUCGAGGAUCCAGAUACGCUGCCAGAUCCCCGCUCACUGAGGGGACCUCCACCGAACGGACAACCACAAUACAACAUGCCGAGGAAGAAGACGAGCUUGGUUCAACAGGUCGAACAAGUGGUGGAGAAGCACUUGGGCUUCGCAGAGGAGGCAAGCAUGGGGGCAGCAACACCGACGACGCCCACAAGGCAAGGUCUCGACACGGACACUACAUCGCCCUACUACGCACUCUACCUCCGACGGCUACUAUCCGGUAUCCCCAUGGCCUCCCACGAAACUUUCUCUCACCCGGUCGCCUGCGUAAUCGCCAUCAGCUCGCGACAUCCCGCCCCCAUCGAAGCCCUCCGGCAACUCUACAGCGAAACUACCCCCGCCGAGCAGCGAAUACCACCGUGGGUAGAUGGGGACUUCUUGCGCUACUAUGUGCUCGUACACGACGAAGAACGCAGCGACAUCACCAAGUCCAUGCAGCUGUUUGACCAAAUGAAGCGCCACUUUGGCCUACACUGCCACCUACUCCGCAUCCGCUCCUCCCAAGCCGCCGAGACCGACGACGACAGCAUCCCGCUCCCUCGCUCCGACUGGAUGUCCGCCUCCGAAGAGCUCGCCGACAUCGAACGGUCCGAACAGCUCCAAGACUCCUUCGAUGACGACCCGCACCUCUUCAACCGGUACAUCUUCGAGUCCGACGCUACCGCCAUCCGCACCUUUAUCCGCGAAAUGGUUAUCCAAUCGAUCAUCCCGACCAUGGAGCGCAACGUCUCACUAUGGAAUGACCAAGUCGCGUCCCGGCGUCGCGGUAUCUCUGGGCGCUUCAUGUCCUUGUCGAAACGCUUCACAGUCUUUGGCUCCUCUUCUUCCUCCUCGCGCAGCUCCACCAGCAGUUCAAACAACGGUUUCGAGACCCUAGGUUACUACCGCCCCGACACGCCCGAAGCCAUCAUGCGCCGGCUUGCCGACUUUGCCUUCAUGCUGCGCGACUGGAAGCUGGCCAUGUCCACCUACGACUUGCUGAGGACCGACUUCCAAAACGACAAAGCGUGGAAAUACCACGCUUCAGCCAACGAAAUGGCCGCCUUGUCUCUGCUUAUCAUGCCGCAGACCAUGUUCUCCAAGAACCGAGUGGAAAUCAUUAACCCCAUGGUCGAACAGGCUCUCUAUUCUUACCACACGCGCUGCUCAUCUCUUUACGGAGCCGUUCGGGCCACGCUCCUUUCUUUGGAGCUCCUCCGACUCCGCGGCGGCAUCGGGAUAGAUGAAUCCGUCCGCUGGGGCACGCGCCUCCUCGAAAUGCGACUCUUUGGUCCCGUCGGCGACGCCUUGCUCCGUGAACGACUCGCAGUCUGCUAUGCCUCUAAGCGAGGCACCGGUUCCCAGCUAUGGGGCAGCAGGCGACGCAAGUCAGCAAUGUGGAGCGUGCUUGCCGCCCAGGCGUGGGUAAGCAUGGGCAAGUACUUGCAGGCACAAAAGUGUUUGGCUGAUGCAAGGAGGAUGUACUCUUUGCUGCCAAGCGAGUGGGGCGUGCAAGGUUUCAACGGAGCCAGCGAGUGUCUGGCAGGGUUGAACGAGGCAGCCAGAGAGGGGUUGAGGGUGACAAGGGAAGAAGGAGAAGGGGAAGAGGGAUUGGGGCUGGGAUUGCAGUUCGACGAAAGCAGUAACCUCACGAUCCGACCCAAGGCCGACGACCAGACAGCAGCAGCAUCUACCGACCACAACAACACGCAGACGGAAGUGGACGUGGACGUGGACGUGGAGCAAAGCGGGUUUAACGGACAGUCAUCACAAUUACCAUCACGACCGCCGCAAAUACCCACACCCACCGCGUCUUCCAAGUCCCCAACACCGGAAACAACUCGAGGAGGUGAUGAACAACCAGAAGGCUUCGAAGACGCGACUCCCACCAGUGGGCCCAGUAGCGGACAUAGUCCCACCCGACCGCGAAAGGCAAGCAUGGCCGUUCGAACAUCCAGGGUAUUAUCGUCAGCGGAUCUGGAGCCAGCAGCGCCGCUGCCGCCGUUAAUUCCCGCGAGGCUGGCGAGCACGAGCGGGAGGGAUGAGAAUAAGAGUAAAGAUGGGAAGGACGGUGGGUUUGGUUAACAAGGGUUUGUUAUUUUGUAGAGGUGAAUGGGAGACGGACGGGGACAGGCAUGGGAAGACACAUUAGACGGCAGCAGCAGGCUUGUUUAGCACCAACAAAAAGUAUAUGAAUAGUAAUGACGAAUGGAAUAUCUAGAGUAAUGAAUGGUAUGCAUCAUUGUCUGAUUGUAAUCAUCCAAACGAGGUAUCUUUUUCUUCCCACAACUUCCCCUCCUUCCAUCUUCCCUUUUCACUUCUUCUCUCCCCCCUUUUUCCCCCUUUCCCCCUCCUCUUCCUGUGUUCCCCCCUCCCCCUUCCCCUACCCUACAGUUUAAAAAGAAUGAACCCGUUCCGCAAACCCAACCCACUCCUCCACCCCCCUCACAUACGCAUCCCCGCCCGCAUCCGCCAAAUGCUCAUGUCCCCAAACCA